Messenger RNA from Drosophila kikkawai, 4798 nucleotides. It is a transcript of the gene sty, whose product is annotated as sprouty signaling antagonist. Lineage: Eukaryota; Metazoa; Arthropoda; Insecta; Diptera; Drosophilidae. The record is from RefSeq and is a predicted model, not a curated record. Gene Ontology annotation, biological process: animal organ development; negative regulation of fibroblast growth factor receptor signaling pathway; multicellular organism development. Gene Ontology annotation, cellular component: membrane; cytosol.
UUGCAUAAAAAUAUUUUUUACUCAACGCACACCAGCGCAAAGCGAGCGAGCGAGAGAGAGAGACGGAGCAAACGAGAAGCACACACAGAUACAUUCGCCGCACGACGUGGCCCCCGUUUCGAGUGUAUGUGUGUGCGUGUGCGUGUGCGCGCUCACCCAGCGUCGCCGCCGGCGUCGCCUGUUCUUAUUAAUAUUGUAAAAAAAAGGAAUACAAAGUAAUAAUUUAUAAAUCUAAAAUAAAUAAAUAAAUGUUUCGAAAAAGCCCGAAAGAAAUUACUGAAAUUAAAAAAAAGUAAUAACAAAAUCAAACAAAAAUCGUAUCUGCCCGGCGUCACCGCAGUCGCAGUCGCCGUUCGCGUUUUGUGUUAAUUAAAUUUACUUUUGUGAAUGAAAUGCGAAAAAAAGCCAAGCGCCAAAUCAUUGUUAAUAAAUGCUAAAUAAAUACACGCACAAAAAUACACACAAGCAAAAAUCUUGAGACCACAAAACCGAUAAAAAUUCAAAUCUAAAACGAAAUCGACACAAAAAAUCGAAUCGAAAAACCAAAACCGAAUUCGAAACGGAAAAAUCAUCCCGAAAAGCCCUUACUUUGGAUUAUACUAAACAAAAACAAAAAACAUCUAUAUAUAUUUUUUUGAUACCUGAAACAUCGAAAAAAAGGAUUACACAACAUUUAUGUUGAUUAAUUACGGAAUUUCGCACACGGAUUGCUUUUGAAAAUCAAAAAAGCAAUCGCAGCUGUCUGGAUCUGUGCGGGCCACUGCAAAAGGAUGAAGGCACAUCGAGCUGAAUCCGGGCGCAGCAGUUAUCAUCGAAGGCAUUGAGGACAGGACACAAAAAAAACCUGAAAUCCUCGAGGUGGAGGAGCGAAGUGGAGUGGAGAGGAGAGGAGUGGACGCGAGGAGGAGAGGAGCGAGGAGGAGUGUAGCUGGGGGAGAAUUGGUUACAACACUACAUGGAUCGCAGAAAUGGCGGCGAUCCCUUGGCGCCACCCCGGCCCCCGAAGCUAUUACCGCGCGUGCAUCGACCAAGGGCGCCGGAGCCGACGUUAAGUGGUGCCGAGUCGGGAUCAGCAGGAGUAGGACAAGGCCUAGGACCAGGACUAGGACUAGGACUAGCAACCAAUAAUAAUUCACAGCAGCAACAACUUAGUAUUAGCGCAACGAGCAACCUUAGCAGCAGCAGCAGCAGCAACGGCAUCAACAACAACAACAAUACGAUAUCGAUAAUACCCGCUUCCGCUUCCGGCUCGGACUUUGACGACUACCAAAUCCACCAUCUUACCUUCCUGCCACAAAGGCCCAGCAGCCUGAGCAGGAACAGCAGCACCGCCAGCUCCACGACAACAACGACGACGGCAGCAACGACGUUAUCGGGUUCCGGUUCCGGUUCGGGUUCGGGUUCAUCCUUUACCCGAAGGAGACCUCUGCCGCCGGCACCUUUGCCGACCAGCACUGGCACCGGCAACAACAAUAAUAAUAACAACAACAACUUCCUUAGUCAUUUCCAAAGCGCUGAGACCGCUCUGGGCCAGCCGCCCGCCGGUGGCAAUUCACCCGUCACGCUGGCGCAACCUCGACCCGAGUCCGAACGGCUAACCAACGAGUAUGUGGACACGCCGCUCCAGCAUGCAACGAGAUCGCAGCAUCCGGCUGGACAGCAGGAUAAUGGCCAGACCACCACCCACCAUUUGUUGUUGCUGCCGCAGAGGAAUCAGCAUCUACACCAGCAUCAGCAGCAGCAGCAGCACCUGCAACAGCAGCAGCAACAGCAUCUACAACAGCAGCAGCAGCAGCAACACCUGCAGCAGCAACAUGCGCGACUGGCGACGACGACGACGCAGGCGACGUCCGCUGGCAGCGAUCACACCGAUGGCUUACUACAUUCGCACCUGCAAACCAGCAAAGCAUCCACCACACCACCCGCCUCGAAGCAGCAACAGCAGCAGCAGCCAGCAGCAGCACCAGCGAGACUUGGUCUCGGCCUGGGACUGAAUCUGAACCUGGCCCAGCCAGCGAUCAUCACCAAGCAGCCCACGCCCGCCACGCAAAAGGAGCAUAUGCAUGCCUUGGAGGAGCUACUCGGCGGUGGCGGCGGUGGUGGAGCUGGUGGAGCAUCUGGCGGUACCGGUGGCCCCAUUGUGAUGAGCGGUGAUCCAUCGCUGCUUAAUCCCAUUGUGUGCCCGCGCUGCGGUCGCUGCCGUUGCGAGACCUGCCAGAGUCCGCGUCCCCUGCCCCAGACCUGGGUGUGCAACAAGACGUGCCUGUGCAGCGCCGAGUCCGUCAUCGAUUAUGCCUCCUGUCUGUGCUGCGCCAAGGCCCUGUUCUAUCAUUGUGCGCGGGACAACGACCUGGACUGCGACGAUGGCAAUGGUACGCCCUGCGUGGACAAUCCCUGCUCCUGUGGCCCGUACAAGCGGACGCAAAGAUGGGGCUGGCUGGGGGCACUGUCCAUCUUCCUGCCCUGCCUGUGGUUCUACUGGCCGAUGCGGGGCUGCAUGAAGCUGUGCGAGAAGUGUUACGGCAGGUUUGCGGGACGAGGAUGCCGCUGCCAGGGUGUGGGCAAUGGGAUUGGAUCCACCAGCAGUAUGCUGCCCAUUGUCCCGCUGGGCGUGAAUGGCAGCAAUGGGAUCGGAGGCGUUGGCGUGGGCGGUGUGAGCCUGUCCAGCGGUGGCCCUGUAAGCGGGGGUCAGGCGACGCUCGGCCAGGUGAAUGGCAAGGCCAUCGAUCAUGGCUGCAGUGCGGCGAGUCGCAUCCUCCGGAAGGGUGACCUCACGCCGGAGAAGCGUCUCCUCGACUCCAGUCCCGACUACUAAGGCAAGGCAUUUUGUGGGGCUGCUUUUCCCCAUUGAGGAAAAGCGGCAUUACACAAAAAACAGAAAAAAAGGAGGAAAAUCCACACAGAAAACAGAACAAAUCCGAAGGCUGGAAUCUAGAGAAAGGCGUGAAAAUAUAACCAUAUAUAUAUAUACACACAAGAAAAUUAUUUAAUAUAUGUUUUAAAAGGAUAUAAAAACGGAGAAAAAGAAAAGAGAAAAGAAAGAAAAAUUAAAUAACCAAAGACUGCAAACAGAUAAUUAUUAAUUAUUAGAAAUGUUAUUUAAAAAAUAAUUUUUUGCUUAAAAAAAUGAAAAAAACGAGGUCAAGAAGUGGAAAUGAACGCGAUUAGGAAUUAUUUUUCGAAGGAUUUUUAUUUGUAUUAUUUUUUGUGAGUUCUUCAACGAAAUAUGCAUAUUUUGUAAUAAUAUAUAAUAUCUUCAGUUCAAUGUUCAAUUUCUAAGUCAAAUUUUCUAUUUUAUAAACACUAAAUAGUUGUACACUAAAUAAUUCCAAUGAAUUUUCCACACAAAGUAAAGCCGUGUUUCCUUUUUUUUUUUUGUUUUAAUUUCGAUAUAUACAAAAACUGAACAAACAAUUUGGGGCAAGCGAGUAACAAAACACCAGAUUCUAUAUAUAUAUAUAUGUAUAUGUAUAUGUAACCUAUAUACACACACGAGAGAACUUUUAGAGAAAUAUUCAAUGGCGUAAAAUUAGUCAAAUAUUAAAUAUGAAAACCAAGUCCAGUCCAUUUUUGAUGUUGUAGAAAAACAAAAAAGAAAACUAAAACGAAAAAAAAAACAUUGUAGAACUUUACGAAUUUAAAUUAAAAAUCAAUAUAUAUAUAUAUAUGAGUGUGUGUGUGUGUAUGGCCAAAAGAUUUUCGAGAAAUUUAGAGAGCAACCUAUAGACCAGUCUAAAUGUGCUUAGAUAUCGUCGAUAUAUAUAUAUGUAUAUGUAUAUGUAUAUGUACUGCAAACCAAAAGUCAGUUAGUUUACUUUACCAACUACAAAGGUAUAGAAAGAUAUAUAGAAAGGAUAUAGAACUGGGGAAACGAUAUGGGAUAUACAAACGAAAUCAGUUUCUUAUGAGCGUAUUUUAUAGGGGUUCGAGGGCGGGUCCAUAGUUGUUCUUUUUCCACGAAAGCCAGCCCCAAGAUUGUAUAUAUAUAAAAACAGGAUAAUGAGAAAUGAGCGAAAUGCAAGCAAAUUCCAAAUAAUAGACGAAAGCAAAACUUAAAUGUAAAAAAUAUAAAAUCCAAAUCGAAAUGCAGCAAAAAUACAAACAAAACAAAACAAACAAAACUUUUUUUGUAUAGAGAAUAUCCAUAAAAAAAAACAAAACAAAAAACAGUGGCAAAUUAGCAACUUAAAACAAAUUUAUACACAUAAAGCAAGAAGCAAGCAAAAAGUAAAUUAAAGAUUAAUCUUAAACACUAAAAACACUUUACUAUAUAUAUAUAUAUAAUCUGUAUAUGUACUAUAUAUAACUAUACAUAUAUAUAUAUAUAUAUAUGCCUAGUUAUACACACCAGAAAACUAUGCUUAAAACUCCUAACUAUUAAACAAAAAUGCAAAAACAAAAAGCGAAAAACAAAAAAACCCCACAAAAACAAACUAAAAGAUGGAAGAAACCUCCUUAAAGCCUAUGACAAAAAAAAUUCAAGCAAAAACCUACAAAACAGAGAAAACGGAGAAAAAUUAUACACACGACGCAUAAAGAUAACGAUAAAGAUAAUGCUAAAGAUACGCAAUUAAUAUUUAAGGCACUCUAUACAUACAAGCUAUGCAUAAUGAAUAUUUAUUUUAUUUGUACAUUUCAUUAUAAUAAAAUAAAACUGAGCAAAAGGACGAUGAAGAGAUGAGGAUGAGUAGGGCGGCAGCGGCAGAGCAGCCCCCUAGAAGAACUUUAUGUAAUGUUUUUAGAAUGUAUGUUCCGUUAAAAACUACAAAAUAAAAAAAAUCAUAUAAUACUAAAAAAA